This is a messenger RNA of Soboliphyme baturini, 1553 nucleotides long. The record is from the annotation of a GenBank genome assembly. NCBI's taxonomy places the organism in Eukaryota, Metazoa, Nematoda, Enoplea, Dioctophymatida, Soboliphymatidae.
AUGUCCGGAUUCCCAUAUGAAGGAUGUUCUUCCGAAAGUCCGUUGAUUUCCGUAGAGAGUACGAAUGAAUGGCAGAUCUACGAUAUCCUCUACGAUGGCCAAGAGCGAUAUUUACAGCCGCUUACGUUUUCCGAUCACGUAUCUAAGCUAGCUCAUCUAGUUGAUUGGAUGAAACUGCAGCAGGACGAAAAUGGCGAAACCAGCGAUGUCACCGGUGAAGAUGCCAAGGCGGUGCAGAAAACCGGAAUCGGCCCAUGGGAAGGAGUCAGCAAACAACUUCACUUAGCAUUGACCGAAAUGAACGUGCUGCUGGACUUGAUCAACGUCGCUAUGACCGGAAAGUAUAUGGUUUUUGACCCGGUGUCCCAUGACCCGUCAGACGAAAAUCGGUCCGGCGGUAAGGCUGAUGCUUACACGUUGGUUUCAAAGCGAAAGUCGUUAUGCUUGGCCAGUAGUGUCCUUCUUGAUUUCGUCGAAAGACAGAAGCAGAAACUAGGAGUGCAGCAAUCGCAAAACGACGAGCAAAGCUUCUUCAGGGAACUGACAAAUCUAAGACGAGGAUGGCGGUUGAAAAAAACUGGCGAUGUGAUUUACGGUGAUCUGAGCUAUCGAUCAUUUGGUCCAAAGUUCCGUCCCAACGCGACGUUCGAAGUUCAUAAGAAGCAAACGAAGAACGACACGCAGAAUAUGACGACGGGUACAGGGGCCAUCAACGGGGGCUGUUCAUCUCUUAUAGACUUGGUGAUUCCACACGAUUUGGCCGAGGAAUGCGUGCUUAAAGUGUUUAUCUUUGACGAGUCGUGUUCCGUGCCGAUCGAAAUGCUGACAUCGCUGGAUAAGUCUAGUUUCAGAAGCAACAUAAGGAACUCCUGCAAAGAGGUGUACAUGUGGCAAGAACGUCUUGAAAAGGCACAGAAAACGUUAUAUCACAAAGACAUGUUCUCUGAAGCCAUUCGGCUGUUGUUUCAGUCCAGCACUUCGUGCCACUCGCUGUUCGUGUUGGAGCACAGCCUGUCGCAGCUGUACUGCAAAGGUAUCGAGAGCUCAUGCGAAGCGGUCAUUAUGCGACCAGUGUCCACUCCGCUGACCACUCAAUCAAAGCGGCUACGGCUGGCAGGACCGGAGGCGAUGAAUGUACGCCAGAUAUGCGACUUUGAAGACGACAGACUUCUGCUCGAACAGAUCAUUGAUCAGGCUUCUCAUUAUCUCUUGCUCCAGAAGACAAAAGCUGCGCUGGAAGAAUUCGCUGCUCGAUGUAUCGAACCGACCAUCUCGGUGUAUUGGACGCCGGAAACGAGCAAAUACGUUUCGCUUGCUCGCAUUCACAUGAUGACUCCGUUUUAUGAGUUUUGUAGCAAAGCCAUGAUUUCGUUAGAAGUGCAUGUCAAAACGCUUCGUGUUACGAUGAAAGAUGGAGAAACGACGGAAAUCACGGAAAACGUCGACGAAUUGAUCAGCUUAUUAGAAGCUCAGGUUAGUGCCAUGAUUUUUAUUAAGAGGUACAUGUGUUAUGUCGGAAAACCAUGUUCAGCUAUUAGGAUCAGGGGAUGAAG